ACCAACCAAAAGCAAGCAGAGGCGUAUUUUCCGUCACAGAGGGAAGUUUGAAUUUUAUCAUGUGAUUUACACUCUUAUACUAAUGACUGUAAUGUAAUUUUAUUAAAAACCCGGCUACCCAAGGACUAUGUGUUUUAGCUUACGGAGUGAGAAGACUAGAAAAAGCUCGUGAUAAAGUGAGUCUAAUGGCAGUUAACGUUACUGAAUUUGCCAAGCCAGUAGCAACAGACCGCUAAUUCAGAGCUCUUUAAAUCGCCAUUUUAAAAUUUCGAUUUUACUUAAUCCUGGCUGCGUAAUACACAAUAAUGAAAGCGAUGAAAGAGGAGACUACCGAAAUGAAACAGAUUCACGACGACAAAGACCUCAUCUGCAGUCUUUGUAAGAGAUGUGACAACAUUCCAGAGAAGUAUGGAGAGAAGAUCACCCUUCAGCAGCACAACCUGACAGUCCACUAUUUCUGUUUGCUGAUGUCUAGUGGAAUAUGUCAGAGAGGGGAGGAGGAUGAAGACGUUCAUGGUUUUCUCGUGGAUGACAUAAAAAAGGAGAUCCGCAGAUCGUCGAGGCUGAGAUGCAUGAAGUGCAAAAAGGUUGGUGCUUCGGUGGGGUGCUCCAUCAAAAGUUGUCGGCAAAUGGUCCACAUGCCUUGUGGAUUAGAGCAGGAGUUUAUUUUCCAGUUCACAGACUUGUUUCCGUCUUUCUGUAAAAAGCAUGCACCUAGUCAGUCCUGCGUCUCCAGCCCCAGUCUGCCACUCUCUUGCUCCGUCUGUCUGGAGCCCAUCGACCCCGUCCUCUCCUAUAAUGUCCUCAAGUGUCCUGCAUGUCAUGGCAGCUGGUUUCACAGAAACUGUGUACAGCAUUAUGCACACAGCGCUGCCAUGUUUUUCUUCAAAUGCACAUUGUGCAAUAACAAGGACCAGUUUCAGCAGGAAAUGCUCAGAAUGGGAAUAUAUAUACCAGAGCGGGAUGCAGCAUGGGAACUUGAGGAGAAUGCAUAUGAAGAUUUAUUGCAAGUGUACCAGCACUGUGAUGCUGUGAAGUGUCACAGUCACAAAGGUCGUAAAUACAGCUCACAGUCAGGGUAUUUUGAAAUUGUUCGUUGCAAGUUGUGUGGGUCCAGGGGAACUCAUCGAAAAUGUUCCAACCUUAAGCUUUACGAAAGCGACUGGAUCUGUGCUGACUGUAAAGCUGCUGUUGAGGGAAAAAAGUCAGUGCCUUUGCCAAACCAUGUUGAAUCCCCACUGGCUGUAAGGCAAGAGAGGAAGAGGCUGUUUAAAAACAUCUCUGACCUUCACUCUUCACUCAUCAGUAAAAGGCAAUGUGUUCCUGCCACUUCUCCAGAGGUCUUAAUGGAUCUGGCCCAUCAGAUAUCACAGCAGCAGUCUACAGAGGUGCUAGUGGAAGAUGAUGAUGGGGUGAUGGAGGCAGCUCUGCGGGUUCUGCGGGUUCUGCGGCAAAGUGACUUUAAUCCCUGUUGCACGCUUUCUGUGAAAUUCUCCCAAGACAAACAUAGCAACAACAUUAGGAAUCAGCGUCGCUUCCUCAGACGUCUUGUUUCAAAACUGCAGAUGGCAGAAAUCUUUGAGGGCCCUGAUGGAUCUAAAAACCUGGCUCUGAACUCAAAAGCUCUGAGGGAUGACCUCUACUUUGAAGUCGGCAGUCUGUUGGCCCUCUCUUUGGUUCAUGGAGGUCCUCCUGUGGGCUUCUUCUCUCCAGCACUGUACCAUAGUCUGUUUAACUACCCCACAAACUACAGGCCUACUUUACAAGACCUUGGAGACACUGCUUUUGCACACAAAAUCCGACAGAUUGCAGAAGCAAAGUCAAUGAAGGAGCUGAGAAUGGCAAUGCAGUCAGCAUCACAGUAUUUGGAAGCAGCCGGUUGCUGGCGAAAGAUCAGAGAACUCCCAGAGAAGGACAUGCUGGUGGAGGAUGUACUAAAUUUCUACCUGAUCAUCAGACUACAGCUGCCUCUGCAGAGAUUUCGUGAGGGUUUGAGGACACUAGGACUGUUUGAGCAGGUUCAGAUGUGUACAGAGGCUUUCCAUUCAGUCUUCUGUGGGCCUGUGGAAAGGCUGACGGCCAAAUCUGUCAUGGAGCUCUUUACCGUCCGGUUUUCAGAAGAAAAAGAGCAACAAGAAAAAGAGAACACAACAAUACACUUUUGGAAAAAGUAUCUGCAUGAGUGUGAAGAGGGUCAGUGUGCAGCACCACUUGAGGACCUCCUAACAUUCACCACUGCUACAGAUUUGGCUCCGUCCAUUGGAUUCCAUCCCACUCCAUCUAUUUCAUUCUUCAGCUCACCAGACCCCUCGUGUGCCUUUCCUCAGAGCCACUGGGAUGCCAAUCAUCUCUUUCUGCCAAUACAACCCUCAUAUGAGCUCUUCAAGAAACACUUGGAUUACACAGUGUGUCAGUUCUCAGUUAUGCAGGGCAUUUAAAAAAAAAAA
Messenger RNA from Sinocyclocheilus grahami, 2447 nucleotides. RefSeq names its product G2/M-phase specific E3 ubiquitin protein ligase (gene g2e3). The record is from RefSeq and is a predicted model, not a curated record. Gene Ontology annotation, molecular function: ubiquitin-protein transferase activity. NCBI's taxonomy places the organism in Eukaryota, Metazoa, Chordata, Actinopteri, Cypriniformes, Cyprinidae. Gene Ontology annotation, cellular component: nucleus. The transcript is spliced from 14 exons. The coding region runs from base 306 to 2438 and encodes 710 amino acids.